UGACGCGGACCAUGUAAGAAUAAUGCACUAAAUCAGAAAACUCUUAAACAUUACGUGCUUAACUCUAGACACAAAAUGUUCGGUGUUUUUUUGCCAAUUUUGUGUCUCCUGUUUUCCAAAACGUUGCAAGAAAAAUACAUUUUAAACAACCAGAAAUGUAAAAUCCCAGAUUUGGAAAUUAUGAACAAAGAUGUUAGAGAUAUAAUAUUGCCAAAAUCCUACGUCCCUUGCAACAAAACCGAACUUUUGACCCAUGUGACCAAAAACGGAACCAAAUUUGAGUUACACCUGAGACAGGAUUUAUUUCCUCAAUACUCCACUCAAAACAUUACGUGUUGUUAUUCCUACGUAACGAGAAACGGAUCAGUUGAACUCCCUGAUGUUGGUAUCAGUAUUUCACCGUGUGUUUCUUUCCACGAAAAAAUAGUUUUAGAGCAAAAUAUAGUGAAAGUCGUUUGUCGCGAAAAUAAUGAAUCAGUGGUUUACGAAAACGUGCACGUCACUAUCAAACCCCCAAAACCACUCAAAAACACGUCCCAACAAUUCAGCGUUUUGCUUCUAAUAAUUGACAGUAUUUCUCGCCUCAAUUUCCACCGAACAAUGCCAGAAACCGCAAAUUUCCUCAAAAAAAGCAACUUUGUCGAAAUGAAAGCCUACUCAAAAGUGGCAGAUAACUCGUUCCCCAAUUGCUUGGCCCUCCUGACUGGGUUUUCGCUAAACCAGUCGCACCCACACUGUGAUGGCACCAAGGUGGGUGCACUAGACAAAUGUCCCAUUAUUUGGAAGGACUUUCGCCAACAUGGGUACACCACAGCCUACGCUGAAGACUCAAUCGUUCCAACAUUCAAUAUUAAGAAAAAAGGCUUCACGGACCCACCAACAGAUUUCUACUUCAAACCCUACAUGGAGGCCACCCAAACCCUCAAAACCCAGUUUCGACACUCUAUACCUUCCUGCUCAGGCCCUGAAGGUGACAGUGAACGCAUCCUGAACCUAGCCAAAGAUUUUGCCAUCACUUUUAAACACAAUCCCAGUUUUGGCAUUUUCUGGAUGAACACUUUCAGUCAUGACGAUGUCAAUGACCCUUUUGCCAUGGACGUGAAAGUGAGGGAUUUUUUCCGGGAUUUGGACGAAGCUGGGAUUUUGAAAGAAAGCUUCGUUUUUUUGUUAAGUGACCACGGGAUUAGGUAUGGGUCAAUUUUGGAAACCAACAGCGGAUGGCUGGAGGAACGAACGCCACUGGACAUGAUCUCAGUUCCGGCAAAAUUCAAGCGGGAGUUUGGCCGCGAGUACGAGAAUUUGAAACAAAACUCGGGGAAAUUUACAAACCCUUAUGAUAUGUUCAUGACUUUACAACACAUUUUAGCACUGGGGGGCGUCUGGCAUAAAGUUAAGCCAAGUCAAGGGUGUCCCAACUGUGUUUCGCUUUUUGACCCAAUUCCCGAUAGGUCCUGCCAGGAGGCGGCCAUUCCGUUUGAAUGGUGUCCCUGUUUUGGGCGUUUUAAAUCACUAAAUAAGAAGAUAGUUUCAAAUGCGGUUAACUACACAUUAGCAAAAGCUAAGGAAACGGUUUUCAAACUAUGUAAAACUGACAAGUUUGCAUUUUAUUUGGUUUCAGUAAGUGUCUCGGAACCUGACCAUGAAAAAAACAAGUUACUUUUCGUGGUUUUCUACCUUAAACGUAACACCGUUUUGGCAACAGUUAAAUUCAAGGAUGUUGUCUCGGAAAAGUCGCAGUUCUAUUUCAGGUUUAUGUUUUUCUACAAACUCUGUGAGAGUGUUGAUUAUGUAUGAUUAACUAAGAUACAAAUAAAAUAAGAAUUUUAAGUAUAUAAUUGCGCUAUUGUUUGUUGUGCUGGAUUGUUUUUAUUCAAAACGUACGCUCAAAAUAUAUCUGUUAGAACGAAUUUUAUUUACUUGU
Tribolium castaneum (red flour beetle) is the source of this 1921-nucleotide messenger RNA. RefSeq lists its product as uncharacterized. NCBI's taxonomy places the organism in Eukaryota, Metazoa, Arthropoda, Insecta, Coleoptera, Tenebrionidae. Bases 76 to 1794 code for a protein of 572 amino acids. The transcript has 3 exons. The record is from RefSeq and is a predicted model, not a curated record.